GGAGCUGCUAGACUGAGCGUUUUGACGCGCUGAGAGGAGGACAGAGCGUCACAUCUCUCCGAACGCCCAUCAAACUUUCACCACAGCCUGUAGAGAGGACCCAGUCCUCUGAAAGAGGCCUGUUAAGAGACAACAAGGACACGCUGGAUUCUGGGCAGACGGCUGGACAGCGAUGGAGACACUACUGGCGAUUACUUUUGCUACAGUUUGACGCUGCUGUGAAUUUCCCAGAAAACAUCUUGUUCAGUUUUUUCGUCCUUUUUGAGAUAGAGCGACGGGGAUGGAGCAAGCACCCAGCGCGCCGAGCCCUCCUCCCAAACCGGCCCAUCACGAGCCCAUCAGCUUCGGCAUCGACCAGAUUCUGGGAGCCGGUACAGAGCCGGAAAACGGGCGCACGGCUGGAAGACAAAUUGGAUCAGAUUUAAGCAACGGGGACGGUUAUUACAGUUUAGGAAGCCCGACCGGGGCCAGCGCGCCCUCAUACACCGCGCUGUCUAUCUCCCUCUCCGGUAUAAUGCCUCCGGUGGAGGCUUCAGGUUCAUACGGAGAGAGUAGGAGUCUGGGUAGCCGAGUGAUUCGAGUCCCGGCCCACAGACCCAUGACAGCCCCUGGACCCCCGGCCCCGGUCCAGGGCGCUGUUCCUGGGUUUGGAGGGCUGUGCUUCCCCUGGAUAGGGAACAGGUUCGCCAAGGACAGAAUAUCAGCGGCUCUCGUGCCGUUCGCCGUUACGCGGCGGAUAGGACACCCGUACCAGAACCGGACACCUCCCAAACGGAAAAAGCCCCGCACGUCCUUCUCCAGAGUUCAGAUCUGCGAGUUGGAGAAGCGCUUCCACCGGCAGAAGUAUCUGGCCAGCGCCGAGCGGGCAGCCCUGGCCAAGAGUCUGAAGAUGACGGACGCGCAGGUCAAAACCUGGUUCCAGAACCGCCGGACCAAGUGGAGGAGACAGACAGCCGAGGAGAGGGAGGCGGAGCGUCAGCAGGCCAAUCGCCUCAUACUGCAGCUGCAGCAGUCCGCCCUCCAGAAGUCCCUCAGCGAAUCAGCGGUGUCAGAUCCACUGUGCGCCCAUAACUCCUCCCUGUACGCCCUGCAGAACCUCCAGCCCUGGGCCGAGGAAAGGGAAUAGUGACCAGACACCACGCUGUAAUCAAUAAGCAUCAUCUAUUAUCCCUGGGAGGAUAAAUACAUUCAAUUAGGCCUACAUGAGGACAGCGGGACUUACUUUGAUACAUGCAAUGGAGAAAAAAGAAUGUUGGACCAGUAAAACUGAAGAAUGGGUCACAGCCAGUUGUGUGGAUGGUUGUGAAAAUGGACCUGAAAUGAUGGUGAGUGAAUCCUCUCUUGAAGCAGAAACAGAACUUUCUUGGAAUAAAUCUUGCGACUCUGUACUUGGGAACAGUGAGACUUUUUCAAAUCCAAAAAAGGAAACAGAACUUGUCAUUAAAAAUUUCUUGUCACCCUGUGAUUGUCCUUGUUAUGCUUGUACUUAUUCUAUUCAUUAGAAUAAGACAGAGGAAGACAUUAACCUGAAGGAAGCAAUUCAUUCGCCACAGUGAGCCGCAACAUGAUUGAGUGUUUUGUGAAGGUCUUUUCUCCUUAUUCUGAAACAGACUUUGCUACACUUUGAAAAGGUUGGCUCUGUUCACCAGCCAAAUAAAGGCGAGGCCUUCACUCCAGCACCUAUACAAUAGAGUACUUGCAUAAAAUGUGUCUCUGAGUUUUAAAUAAAUCUCCUGUUUUAUCAAAAUACACAAAAGAAGGUCUUCACAAAAAUGCAGACAAAAGCUGGUUCAGAGAUUUUUUUUUAUUGUUCUGGUGCUUAAACUUUCUUCUGCUCUCAUUUAUAAAUGUCCAACUACAAUCACCUGUACAUACACAGGUGUGGUGCACCACCUUAGCCCAGGAAAAUGAUGCCUAAAAUGUUACGGGGAAAAUGCUUUUGUGAGCGGUAAUAAAAAGGAAAAUAGAUGUCAGGAUUAGAGGGGAGAGUGAAGAAAAUAUGAAAGAGGCUGUAAGGUGGGUAAUAAAGGGAGUGAUGCAUGUUCA
Siniperca chuatsi (mandarin fish) is the source of this 2046-nucleotide messenger RNA. Its product is annotated as T-cell leukemia homeobox protein 3-like. Gene Ontology annotation, cellular component: nucleus. Gene Ontology annotation, molecular function: RNA polymerase II cis-regulatory region sequence-specific DNA binding; DNA-binding transcription factor activity, RNA polymerase II-specific. The transcript has 3 exons. The coding region runs from base 281 to 1126 and encodes 281 amino acids. Lineage: Eukaryota; Metazoa; Chordata; Actinopteri; Centrarchiformes; Sinipercidae. Gene Ontology annotation, biological process: regulation of transcription by RNA polymerase II; animal organ development. The record is from RefSeq and is a predicted model, not a curated record.